This is a messenger RNA of Paramuricea clavata, 2229 nucleotides long. Lineage: Eukaryota; Metazoa; Cnidaria; Anthozoa; Malacalcyonacea; Plexauridae. The record is from the annotation of a GenBank genome assembly.
AUGAUAAUUACCGGAAAGUCCAAUGAAGAGCACUUAGAACGGUCAGAGGAAGUUCUAAAGCGAUUACAAGAGGCAGGUUUGAGAGCAAACAAAGAGAAGUGUGAAUUCUUCAAGGAGAAAGAUGUGUUUUGUGGCCAUGAAAUUGAUGCCAAUGGUUUACACAAAACCCAAGAGAAGAUCGAGGCAGUAGUGAACGCCCCUAGGCCCGAGAAUGUGUCACAAGUUCGAUCCUUCCUAGGACUGGUAAAUUACUAUAAUCGGUUUCUCCCCAACGCAGCUUCAGUUCUUCACCCACUACACGUAUUGCUUCAGAAAAGUCACAAGUGGAAGUGGACUGAACAAUGUGAGAAAGCUUUUAAAAAUGCCAAGCACUUGAUAACCUCUGACCUAGUCCUAACCCACUACGACACAACGCUUCCAGUUAAGAUCGCAUGUGAUGCUUCACCAACCGGAAUUGGUGCAGUGUUGUCGCAUGUUAUGGCAGAUGGAAGUGAAAGACCAGUGGCUUUUGCAUCCAGAUCCCUCACCAAGACGGAGCGCAAGUACUCCCAGAUUGACAAGGAAGCACUGUCAAUUGUAUGGGGGGUCAAGAAGUUUCACAUAUAUUUGUAUGGGCGACGGUUUACACUAGUCACUGACCAUAAACCUCUGACAUCCAUUUUCCAUCCAGAAAAAGGAAUACCCAUAAUGACGGCCACAAGACUCCAACGCUAUGCAUUGUUCCUAGCUGGAUUCGAAUACGACAUUGAGUACAAGAAUACGAAAGAACACUGUAAUGCAGAUAGUCUAUCACGACUACCACUGCCAAUGACGGAGAAAGAGGAUACAGCUGUGGAUGCAGCUGAAGUGUUUCAUGCAACCCAGUUAAACAUUCUCCCAGUCACCAGUGAAUCGGUAGCUAAAGAGACAAAUCGUGAUCCCAUAUUAGCCAGAGUUUAUGAUUCAAUAGUUAAAGGUUGGUCAGCACGUUUCGAGGGAGACAAGCCCUACCAUGACCGACAGAGUGAACUUACAGUUCAUCAAGGUUGUAUCCUUUGGGGAAUGAGAGUGGUCAUCCCUAGCAAGUUGCAAGAGAGAAUUCUGCGAGAGCUACAUGAUAGUUAUUUGGGUAUCGUCAAGAUGAAGGCCCUAUCACGAAGCUAUGUGUGGUGGCCAAACAUCAACCAACAGUUGGAGAACGUAGCGAAAACCUGUAGUGGUUGCCUACAGAACCAAAAGAUGCCAUCCAAGGUAUCCUUACACCCAUGGGAAUGGACCACUUCACCAUGGCAACGUGUACAUAUUGAUUAUGCUGGUCCUUUUAAGGAUACUAUGUUCCUGGUGGUGGUCGACGCACACAGCAAGUGGCCAGAAGUAAUUCCUAUGAAGUCGACAACCGCAGCGAAGACCAUUGAAGUACUACGAAAUUUGUUUGCACGAUUCGGAAUCCCGGAACAGAUUGUCUCCGAUAAUGGCCCCCAAUUCGUCUCAGAAGAAUUCCGGUCGUUUAUGAAAUCUAAUGGAGUAAAACACAUCACCUCUGCCCCAUACCACCCUGCUACAAAUGGCCUUGCAGAAAGAUCAGUGCAAACAUUCAAACAGGCACUGCGUUCAAUGGAAGAAAGUUCGAAGCCAAUUCAAGAGAAGUUAGCAAAAUUUCUUAUAACCUAUAGAAAUACCCCACAUUCAACAACUGGAGAGAGCCCAGCACAACUUAUGCUUGGCAGGCCAAUACGGACACGUUUAGACUUAGUUAAACCUAAUCUGAACAGGAAGAUGGUGAUCAAACAACAGGAGCAGAGCAGGAAGUCGGCCAGUGCCAAGAACAGAGCAACACGGCAGUUGGAAGUGGGAGACAUGGUAAUGGCACGUGAUUACCGAGGAAAUCUAAAGUGGAGAUCGGGAAAGGUCAUUGAAAGGAUCGGACCUUUGAUGUAUAAGAUCGAAGUGACAUCGGGCGUAAUCUGGCACAGACAUAUUGACCAACUGCUGCCAACCGAAGUUAAACUAAGCACAAUACAGGACAGGGAGCAAACUGCGAAUAUGGGAGUAGUGCAGCCGGAAGUGAUAUCCAGUUCAAGUGAACAGACGUUGCCAAUAGUAGCAGCGGACUUGCAAGUGCAACAGGGCUCCAGCACCCACGAACUUGUAAAUGAGAGCACUACAGAGACAUCAAUGCCUCUGGCGACAACGAGCGAACGAAGAUAUCCAGAAAGAGUGAGGAAACCACCUGUGAGACUUGAUCUCUAA